AUGGCAAUCGAUCGAGGGAAGAAGAAGAAAUAUUGCAUUUUUGAGGCCAUUUGGAUCUGUUUGCGAUGCACCCAGCCUUCUGAAUCCUGCUUGAAUGGUGGAAAGUGCGAAACCUAUCAAAACGGAACAGGAGCAUGUCUAUGCUCCAGUGACUUCGUCGGGCAGCGGUGCCAGUUCCCAAAUUUGUGCCUCAGCUCCCCCUGCAACAACGGCGGCACCUGCCACCCCGUGGUAGAGGGCAGCACCCCGGAUUACGUCUGCUCCUGCCCGCUGGGCUACAUCGAUAAGCUGUGCUUGACCAUUGAGGAGAACGCCUGCCUGAGCGGCCCCUGUCGCAACGGAGGAAGCUGUGACCUCGUCACCUUGACCGAGUACAAAUGCCGCUGCCCUCCAGGCUGGUCAGGCAAGACGUGUCAGCAGGCCGAUCCUUGUGCCUCCAACCCCUGUGCCAACGGCGGGCAGUGCGUGCCCUUUGAGUCCAGCUACGUGUGCCGGUGUCCCCAGGGCUUCCACGGGGCCACUUGCAAGGAAGAUUUCAACGAGUGCAGCCGGACGCCGCCCAUCUGCAAGAACGGGGGCACCUGCGUCAACGAGAUCGGCUCCUACCAGUGCCACUGCCGGCAGGCCUUCACCGGCGACAACUGCGAACACCUCUACAUGCCCUGCAACCCCUCACCUUGCCAGAACGGGGGCACCUGCCAGCAGACCGGAGACGUGGCUUACGAGUGCACCUGCCUUGCAGGUUUCGCGGGCCAGAACUGCGAAGAGAAUCUUGACGACUGUCCCGGAAACAGCUGCAGGAACGGAGGCACCUGUGUGGAUGGGGUGAACACCUACAACUGCCAGUGCCCACCUGAAUGGACAGGCCAGUACUGCACCGAAGAUGUGGAUGAAUGUCAGUUAAUUCCCAACGCUUGCCAGAACGGUGGCACCUGCCACAACACCCAUGGCGACUACAACUGUGUCUGUGUGAAUGGUUGGACCGGGGAGGAUUGCAGCGAGAACAUCGACGACUGCGCCAGUGCAGCGUGCUCCCUGGGGGCCACUUGCCACGACCGGGUGGCCUCAUUCUACUGCGAGUGCCCACAUGGACGCACAGGCUUGCUGUGCCACCUGGAAGAUGCCUGCAUCAGCAACCCUUGCAACGAAGGGUCCAACUGCGACACCAACCCCGUCACCGGGAGGGCCAUUUGCACCUGCCCCACGGGGUACAUGGGGCCCGCCUGCAACAAGGACGUGGAUGAAUGCUUGCUGGGUGCCAACCCCUGCGAGCAUGCUGGGAAAUGCCUGAACACGGAGGGCUCUUUCUAUUGCCAAUGCCAGAUGGGCUACUCGGGUCCCCGGUGCGAGAUAGACGUCAAUGAGUGCUCCUCCAACCCCUGCCAGAAUGAUGCCACCUGCUUGGACCAGAUUGGGGUCUUCCAGUGCAUUUGCAUGCCAGGUUACGAGGGGGUCUACUGCGAAAUCAACACGGACGAGUGUGCCAGCAGCCCCUGCCUGCACAAUGGAAACUGCGUGGACAAGAUCAACGAAUUUGCCUGCGUGUGCCCCGUGGGGUUUAAUGGCCACCUGUGUCAACAUGACAUCGACGAAUGUGCUAGCACACCCUGCAAGAACGGAGCCAAAUGCGUGGACGCACCAAACGCUUACAUGUGUGAAUGCACAGAAGGCUUUUCGGGCACUCACUGCGAGACAGACAUCAACGAUUGUGACCCCGAUCCCUGCCACUACGGCACAUGCCAAGAUGGUAUUGCCACCUACAACUGCCUCUGCCAGCCUGGGUACACCGGGCGCCUCUGCGACACUAACAUCAACGAGUGCCAAAGCCAACCUUGCAAGAAUGGGGGCACCUGCCAGGACAGGAACAACGCCUACACCUGCGUCUGCCUCCGAGGCACGACAGGGCCCAAUUGCGAGAUCAACCAGGACGAAUGUGCCAGCAACCCGUGUGAUUAUGGCAAGUGCGUGGACAAGAUCAACGGCUACGAGUGCGCCUGUGAACCGGGAUACACAGGGAGGAUGUGCAGCCUCAACGUGGACGAGUGUGAAAGCAACCCUUGCCACAACGGGGGCACCUGCAAGGAUGGCAUCAACGGAUUCACGUGUCUCUGCCCGGAAGGCUUCCAUGACUCCAUGUGCCUCUCGGAAGUGAAUGAGUGCAGCAGCAACCCUUGCGUCCACGGGAGAUGCCAUGACGGGCUGAACGGCUACAAGUGCAAUUGCGACGCAGGCUGGAGUGGGACAAACUGCGACAUCAAUAACAACGAAUGCGAGUCCAACCCUUGUGUGAACGGUGGAACCUGCAAGGAUAUGACCAGCAGUUACAUUUGCACCUGCCAGGAGGGAUUCAGUGGACACAACUGCCAAUUCAACAUCAACGAAUGUGCCUCCAACCCUUGCCUGAACCAGGGGACCUGCAUUGACGAUGUGGCUCGCUACCAGUGCAACUGCCUCCCACCCUAUACAGCCAUGCCUCCUCCCCCCCCGCCAGGCGUACACUGUGAGAUCAACAUUGACGACUGCAGCCCUGCCACCGACCCGCGGACCCUGACGCCCAAGUGCUUCAACCAGGGGAAGUGCGUUGACAAGGUGGGGGGCUACAGCUGCAUCUGCCUGCCCGGCUUCGUGGGAGAGCGCUGCGAGGGGGACGUCAACGAGUGCCUCUCGAACCCCUGCGACCAGCGGGGCACCCAGAACUGUGUGCAGCGAGUCAACGAUUACAAGUGUGAAUGCCGUCCAGGAUACACGGGACGGCGUUGUGAAACGGUCUUCAAUGGCUGCCAGAAGGGUCUUUGCCAGAACGGGGGCACCUGCGCCGUGGCCAGCAACACAAAACACGGCUACAUCUGCAAGUGUCCUCCGGGCUUGGACGGCAUCACGUGUGAAAACGACCUGCGCAGCUGCGGGAUGCUGCGGUGCCUGAACGGCGGCACCUGCGUCGCCAGCGCCAGGCAGUCCAGGUGCAUGUGCGCGCCGGGUUUCACCGGCCCCGAGUGCCAGUUCCCCCCGCACAGCCCGUGCCACUCGGGCCCCUGUUACAACGAGGGCACAUGCCAGUUCCUCCCGGAGCCGCCCCACUACCGCUGCCUCUGCCCCGUCAACUUUAACGGCCUGAACUGCCACCUCCUGGACUUCGAAUUCCCCGGGGGGCCUGGCCAGGACAUCCCCCCUCCCCUGGUGGAGGAGAAGUGCGAAAUCCCCGGCUGCCCCAGCCUCGCUGGCAACAAGAUCUGCAACAUCAAGUGCAACAACCACGCCUGCAGCUGGGACGGCGGGGACUGCUCGCUCAACUUCAACGAUCCCUGGAAGAAUUGCACCCAGGCCCUGCAGUGCUGGAACUACUUCAACGACGGCAAGUGCGACGUCCAGUGCAACAACAGCGGCUGCCUCUACGACGGCUUUGACUGCCAGAAGGUUGAGCUGCAGUGCAAUCCUCUCUACGAUCAGUACUGCAAGGACCAUUUCUCCGACGGCAACUGUGACAAGGGCUGCAACAGCGCCGAGUGCGAAUGGGACGGCCUGGACUGUGCCAACCACGUGCCCGAGAGGCUCGCCGAUGGCACCCUGGUCAUUGUGGUCCUCAUCAGCCCCGACGUCCUGAGGAACGACUCUCUCAACUUCCUGCGGGAGCUCAGCCGGGUCCUGCACACCAACGUGGUUUUCAAGAAGGACGCCAAGGGGGAGUCCAUGAUCUUCCCUUAUUUCGGGAAUCCGGAAGAGCUGAAGAAGCACCGCAUCAAGAGGUCAGCGGACGGCUGGCCGGACGUGUCCGAAGUGGUGGUCAGCGUGACGGAAGCUCUCCACUCGACGCUCAGCCGGAGGCCAAAGAGAGAGCUGGACCAGGUGGAAAUCUACGGGUCUAUCGUUCACCUGGAAAUCGACAACCGGCAAUGCAUCCAGGCCUCCUCUCAGUGCUUCCAAAGUGCCAACGACGUAGCGGCAUUCCUGGGCGCCUUGGCCUCCAGCGACAGCUUGGACAUUCCCUACAAGAUCGAAGCCGUGAAAAGUGAAACCGCCGACCCGCCCAGCAGCAGCCAGUGGUAUCCUAUGUAUGUGGUGGGACCGCUUCUCUUUCUCCUCUCCUGCAUUGGCAUCGGCGUUUUGGCAACUCGCAAGCGGCGCAGGGAACAUGGGCAUCUCUGGUUCCCGGAAGGCUUCAAAGUGAACGAAUCCAGCAAGAAGAAGCGCCGGGAACCGCUGGGAGAGGAUUCCGUGGGGCUGAAACCCUUGAAAAAUGCUUCAAAUGGGACCCUGAUGGACGACAACCAGAACGAGUGGGGCGAUGAAGAGACUCUGAACACCAAGAAAUUCCGAGUCGAGGAACAGGUGAUGCUGCCCGAUGACCAGACUGACCACAGGCAGUGGACGCAGCAGCAUCUGGACGCAGCCGACCUGCGCAUUUCCUCCAUGGCCCCCACCCCACCCCAGGGGGAGAUCGACGCCGACUGCAUGGAUGUUAACGUCCGAGGGCCAGAUGGAUACACGCCCCUGAUGAUCGCCUCCUGCAGCGGAGGAGGGCUGGAGACGGGCAACAGCGAGGAGGAGGAGGACACCCCGGCGGUCAUUUCGGAUUUCAUCUACCAGGGAGCCAACCUGCACAGCCAGACGGACCGCACGGGAGAGACGGCUCUCCACCUGGCUGCCCGUUACGCGCGCUCGGAUGCCGCCAAGCGGCUGCUGGAAGCCAGCGCCAAUGCCAACAUCCAGGACCACAUGGGCAAGACACCCCUCCACGCAGCCGUGUCUGCAGAUGCCCAGGGCGUCUUCCAGAUCCUGAUCCGGAACAGGGCCACCGACUUGGAUGCCCGCAUGCAUGAUGGGACCACCCCUCUGAUUUUGGCUGCCCGCUUGGGGGUGGAAGGCAUGCUGGAAGAUCUCAUCAGCUGCCAUGCCGAUGUCAAUGCUGUGGAUGAUCUAGGGAAGUCUGCCCUGCACUGGGCCGCAGCUGUGAACAACAUGGACGCUGCCCUGGCGCUGCUGAAGAACGGUGCUAACAAGGACAUGCAAAACAACAAGGAAGAGACGCCCUUGUUCCUGGCGGCCAAAGAAGGCAGCUACGAAACGGCCAAAGUCCUGCUGGACAGCUUUGCCAACCGCGACAUCACCGAUCACAUGGACCGCCUGCCCCGGGACAUCGCCCAGGAGCGCUUGCACCACGACAUCGUCCGCCUCCUGGAUGAGUACAACCUGGUGCGGAGCCCCCCCAUGCACAACGGUGGGCCUCUGGGGGGCCCCACCCUCUCUCCGCCCCUCUGCUCGCCGAGCGGCUACCUGGGCAACCUGAAGCCGGGCCUACAGGGCAAGAAGGCCCGGAAGCCAAGCACCAAAGCGCUGAGCUGCAACGGGAAGGAGCCGAAGGGCCUCAAGGCCCCCCGGAAGAAGUCGCAGGAGGCCAAGGCCUGCCUGCUGGAUGGCUCCGGCGUCCUCUCCCCGGUCAACUCCCUGGAGUCUCCACAUGGCUACCUGUCGGAUGUGGCCUCCCCGCCUCUGAUGACCUCCCCCUUCCAGGCCUCCCCUGCCAUGUCCCUCAACCACCUGCCCGGAAUGCCGGACGGCCACCUCAGCAUCAGCCAACUCAACCUGGUCGGCAAGGCAGAUCUGGGCCCGAUGCAGCCCUUUGAGCAGCCGGGGGCCCCUCCUCGCCUCUCCCACCUACCCGUCUCCAGCGCCAGCGCCCUCCUGGGCAGGGCCUCGCUCAACUUCGCCGUCGGCGGGAGCCAGUGUGAGUGGCUGAACCGCCUGCAGAACAGCCUGGUGCCCGGGCAAUACAACCCGAUGAGGAGCGCCCUCCCGCAGGGCACACACCCCGCCAGCCAGGCCCUGCCCCAUGGGCUGCUGGCGUCCCUGCACAACAACCUCCCCGGCACAAAUCUGGCCCCCAUGAUGGCCUACCAAGCGGUCCCCGGGGGCCUCCUGCCCGCCCACUCCCAGCCACACCUGCUGCAACCCCAGCAGGCGCAGCAGCAGCAGCCGCCGCAGCCCCCUCCGCAGGGCCACGGCGGGGCCACGAACUCUGCCCCCCAAGUGGGUUCCACCUUCCUGGGGAACGAGCUGAGCCAGGCGGAGCUGCAGCCAGCAAUGAACAGCGGUGCGUUGGCGGUCCACGCCAUCCUGCCCCAGGACACCCAGGUGCUGGCGACCUCCCUGCCCCCCGGCCUGUCCCAGGCUCUGGCCACACCCCAGUUCCUGACUCCGCCUUCCCAGCACAGCUACCCCUCCCCCAUGGACCACACACCCAGCCACCCACUCCAGGGGCCCGACCACCCCUUCCUCACGCCCUCGCCGGAGUCGCCGGACCAGUGGUCAAGCUCCUCCCCCCACUCCAAUCUCUCAGAUUGGUCGGAAGGCAUCUCGAGCCCGCCCACCAGCGUGCAGCCUCAGGUGGGGCGCAUCCCGGAAGCUUUCAAGUAAAGGGGGGAGCUGGUUGCACCUGAGCUGCCCUAUGAGAUGGACAGACCCCCCUUCCUUCCCUCCCUUGGCUGAAGUGGAGAAAUCCCUUUUUUCUUCCUCCUUUUUUUUUAAAAAAAAAAUAUUUUUGCAUACAUUGUAAGUUGGAAACUUCACCGCGUUCUUCCUCUUCUUGUAGUAUUUAUUUAUGUACUUUUAUGUGAAAACACUGCCGCUUUAUUUAUAUGUUGUGUUAAGAAUUCCAUGGGCUGCAUUUACUAUUCUAAGAAAUAGAAGG
Molecule: messenger RNA, 6685 nt
Organism: Pseudonaja textilis
Lineage: Eukaryota; Metazoa; Chordata; Lepidosauria; Squamata; Elapidae
Source: RefSeq, a predicted model, not a curated record